AUGACAAUCAUUGUAUUAACUAUAUUUUGGUUAUUAUUACCUAUUCUUGCUACUAGCAUACAAUGCAUAAAUGGUGGUGAAUGGGUUGCACAUGCAUGCACUAUGGAUGCGCAAUGUGAACCGUACAAAAUAAAGCCAACGGACCAUGUUGUGUGCCUUGACUCGGAAUGCUGCACAGUACCAUGUUCAAAUAAUGGUACCUUUACAGGAAAGACAUGCGGAACAUCAUAUGAUUGCUUGCCGUCAGCGGAAAAUGUUGCAUGCCUUACAGGAUUGUGCUGCACUGUACCUCAACAAUGUCCAUAUGGCGGUGAAGUAAUUGGCCUGGGAUGUGACAAUUCAAAAUCAUGCGAAUGCUUAGCACAAGGACUCCCGGUAUUAUGUGUACAGCGUAUAUGUUGUGCUUAUCGACUUCCUAAUUAUUUUCCUGCUCAUUUCACCUAA
Messenger RNA from Brugia malayi, 444 nucleotides. RefSeq lists its product as hypothetical. Bases 1 to 444 code for a protein of 147 amino acids. The record is from RefSeq and is a predicted model, not a curated record. The transcript has 2 exons. NCBI's taxonomy places the organism in Eukaryota, Metazoa, Nematoda, Chromadorea, Rhabditida, Onchocercidae.